Molecule: messenger RNA, 6930 nt
Organism: Monodelphis domestica (gray short-tailed opossum)
Lineage: Eukaryota; Metazoa; Chordata; Mammalia; Didelphimorphia; Didelphidae
Gene: NHSL3
Product: NHS like 3
Biological process (GO): cell differentiation
Source: RefSeq, a predicted model, not a curated record
CAUCACUAGUUACCGGUGACUCUUUCCACAAGAAUCUCCAGGCACCUUAGAUCACUCUUUUCUUGAGAAAGCUUGACUUGAGAUCUUUCUUCCUCCCAGCUGUUGAUACUUUUGUCCUCCCCACUCCAUUUCCCAGCUCUUUAGCUCCUUGUUCACAUAGGGAAACUGAGGCAGCAUCCAUUGAGGACAUAGGAUUUAAAGUUGGAAAGAAUCUUAGAAAUUGUUUAGCCCAUCUGCCAUUUAUAGAGGGGGAAACUGAGGUGCAUAGAGGGGAAUGUGCUUGCUCAAAACCACAUGAAUAAUAAUGAAAAGAAUUUAGGAUUUUUGGCUCCAAAUCGAUGGGGUCCAAUCUUGGGGAGUUGUUGGGGGGUGAGGGUGGCCUUGAGACUCUGUGGGUAGAGAAUCUGGCUCCUUGGAAUUAGUCAAAUCAACAAGUACUGGAAAAAGUGGGGCUUCCAUAGCGGAAUCCUAGCCUUAAUGCCUGGGCGACUUUAGUAUUGGUACUACUGCAUCUUUUCAGGCCUCGGUAUCCCCCUCUCUGAAAAAUGGAGACAGUCUAGCUUGCUGAGCUGAUGAGAUCAUCUAACCCGAGUCCCGUCACUUUAUAGAUGGGGAAACUGAGGCUUGCACAAGGAAAAUGACUUGCUUAAGGUCAUCCAGGUGGUAAUAACAACACUAGUUUUCCAUCCCGUUACUGUAUCAUUUAUGACUUCUCGGAUGCCUUUUUCAUGAACACCAUGAUGCAGUGGAAAGAACCCUGGAAUUUAAAGUCAAGGCCUGGGUUCUAAUCCCAGCUCUGCCACUUACUCCCCCUAGGGUCUCUUCCAGCGCUAAAUCUGAUUUAUGAAUUUCUGUGGAGUGCACGUUAUUCCCGUUUUACAGAUGAGAAAACCAAGGAUCUGCACCUCGCCUCUCCUUUUUUCCACCGAGUAGGAGGGUGCUAGUAGCUCCUGGGUGCUGCUCUAGUGGGCCCUUCCCCCGCCUCCUCUUCCCAGGAGCCUCCAGGCUUGCCGAGCUUUGGGAGGAGGGCCAGAGGUAGGCUUCCCGUAGGGGCGGGGGAGAGCCCGCAUACGGGAGCGCGCCCCGCCCCUCGCUUCCCCUCCGCGGCCCCGCCCCUCCCGGGCGUGCCCAUUGGUUGCGGGGACGGUGGCGGCCGGAGCGGAGCUGCCGGAGCGCGCGGGGGCCCUGAGCGCGCGCCAGCCCCACGCCAUGUAGCGCGCACCCCCUCCCCCGCCCACUCCCUUCCCCAUCCCCGCCCCCGCCCCCUAGGGACCCUGCGCGCCAUGGGGAACUCCCACCACAAGAGGAAGCCCCCCAGCAGCCGGACCCGCAGCUUCUGGCAUUUUGGGCGCCGCCGGGGAAGGCAGGGAACAGGUUCAAGCAAAGCAGACAACAAGCAGCCGCCAUCGGAUGGACAUCAGGACAACGUCUUCUUUCCUAGCAGCCGCCCCCCUCACUUGGAGGAGUUGCACUUUCAGGCUCAAGAAGGACUUCGAUCGCUGCAGCACCAAGAAAAGCAGAAACAGAACAAAGAUUGCUGGGACCAUGGAGAUAGUCAGAGCAUCAAGUCAUCCCAGAUGGGCUCCAAGGAUGAAGACAGCGUCUCCUUCUGCAGCCAGAGCACCACGUCCACCCUGGAGAGCUCGGCCGCCGAGGACGCCCUGUCCAUCCGGUCGGAGAUGAUCCAGCGCAAAGGCUCCACCUUCCGACCUCACGACUCAUUCCCCUCAAAGCCAGGGAAAUCAGGCCGGCGAAGGCGAGAGAGGCGGAGCACGGUGCUGGGGCUGCCGCAACACGUGCAGAAGGAACUGGGUCUAAGGAACGGGCACGACGCGCCUGGCACACCCAGGCCUCCGGCCCACCUCACCAAUGGGCACGGCGCGGCGGGGGUGGUGCACAUCCCCACGGUGGAUGGGCAGCCGGCGGUGCCUGGGAGCGCUGUCCCUGGGGUCCGAGUGUCUUUGGUCGCCCUGGAAGCGGGGUCUGGGGACGAGGCCGCCUUACAGCGCCACAUCGAUCGCGUCUACCGCGACGACAGCCUCAUCGGCCGAAGGACGGGGGCUCAGCUGUCCCCGCUGGUCCGACCCAAGUCGCUGGCCGUGCCGGGGAUGAGCGGCGGGGCCGGGUCCCCGGAGCCCCUGAGCCCGGCCAUGUCCAUCUCGCCCCAGGCCACCUACCUCUCCAAGAUCAUUCCCAACGCCGUCCUGCCGCCCACCGUGGACGUGGUGGCCUUGAGCCGCCGCAGCGUCCGCACCCUGAGCCGCUGCAGCCUCCUGUCGGCCAGCCCGGCCUCCGUGCGCUCCUUGGGGCGCUUCUCUUCGUCCUCCUCCUCCUGCCGGCCCCGGAGCCGGCACGCCUCCUCCUCCAGCGACAACUGGAGCCACUCACAGUCCACAGAAACGAUCGUGUCCGACGGAUCCACGCUGUCGUCGCAGGGGGGCUCCGAGGACCGAGCCGACGGGCUGCCGGCCCGCGACGAGGGCUGCGCCGCCGGCCGGGAGAGUCCGUGCAGCCCGGCGGGGAGCGGGCUCUCCUCGGCCCCGGGUGGCGGGCGGGCUUCCCCCGGAGCGGGCGGCGGGGCCGAUGGCUCCGACACCAUCAGCAUUCAGAGCGGACGCUCGUCCGUCAGGAGCGUGUCUCUGCGGAAGCUUAAACGGGCACCGGCGCCCCCCCGCCGGACCUACUCCCUUCACCAGCGCGGCUUGGCCGAUGGGGCCCCGGGGCUGCCCCCCAAGCCGGAACGGAAACAGCCGCAGCUGCCCGAGGAGGCGGCCCCCGGAGCCCCGGGCCCGGCUCUGUCUCCCAGCACCUCGCAGCGCCUGGUGGGCUCCCCAGAGCGUACGCUGUCCCCUUCUAGUGGCUAUUCCAGCCAAAGUGGCACCCCUACACUGCCUCCCAAGGGGCUGGUGGGGCCCCCCGCCUCCCCGGGCAAGCCAUCCCCGAGGCCUCUAAAGCCCGAGCGAGUUUGCUCCCUGAGGUCCCCAGGGGCCUCGGUGUCUUCCUCACUCACUUCCCUCUGCUCCUCCAUUUCGUCCUGCGACCCGGCCCUCGCAGACAGGGGCGCCCCUGUGCCCACUCCCGAGGCCCCCUUGCCCCCGACCAACCCGGCCGACAGGUUCGUCAUUCCCCCGCACCCCAAGGUCCCGGCCCCGUUCUCUCCGCCACCCUCAAAGCCCAAGACCUCGACUCCCUCUGCUCCGGCUCCCAGCCCCAUUUCUAAUUCUGCUCCUUCCCCUGGCGGAGGGUCAGGGACCCCAGUGAAGUCUGGUCAGGAAUCCCCGACACCCCCCAAAGGCGGCUCUCCUCCCCCUUCUCCUCCCCCAUCUUACCAUCCGCCUCCGCCACCUGCUAAGAAAGGGGAAGCGGCCGCCCAGGCCCCGGCCCCCCUCAGUUCUGACGGGGAGACCUCCCAGGACCCCAGCUGGCCUCCACCCCCUCCCCCUGCCCCAGAGGAGCAAGAUCUCUCUAUGGCCGAUUUCCCUCCGCCAGAGGAGGCCUUCUUCUCACCCGCCAGGCCAGAGUCCCCAGCUCCUGCGCCCCCUCCCCCUGCCCCCACCGAGGCCCCCCCUCCUGCGGAGCCGCAGAGCUUGCCUGGGCCCCCUCCCCUGGCCCCACCCUUGCCAGCCGGGGCCCUCCAGACUGGGAAGCCACCGGAGCCCCCCAAGGAGCCCUUGGGGCGUAGUAAGAGCACUCCUGCCCCCAAGGAGGACGCCAGCCUCCCUAUCGUCACCCCCUCGCUGCUGCAGAUGGUGCGGCUGCGCUCCGUGGCUCCCCCAGCCCUGCCAGCCCCCCAGGCCCCGGCUCCUGCCCCUGCCCCGCAGAAACCCCUGAGGAAGGCUUUAUCUGUGCGGGGUGGCCAGGCCCCCGGUCCCUCCGCCGGGCCCUCCACCGGGCUUCAUGCUGCCAUGCGCCUCAAGGUCUCGAGCCUGGCAUCCUCCGAAGGCCCCCCGAGCCCUCGAUCCAAUGGCCCCACCCAGCCGGAGGCCGGGUCCCCCCGGCCACAGUCCCCCGCCUCCACCGCCAGCUUCAUCUUCUCCAAGGGUGCCAAGAAGCUGCAGCUGGAGCGGCCCGUCUCCCCCGAGGCCCAGGUGGACCUGCAGCGGAACCUGGUGGCAGAACUUCGGAAUUUGUCUGAGCAGCGGGGGCCCCAGCCCCAGAGGAAACCCAGCAAGUCUGCCCCUCCGGUGGCCCGGAAGCCAUCCGCCGGGGUCCCUCCGUCUGGCUCUCCCGGCAUCACGCAGGCCGAGAGCCCCUCGGGCUCCCCUGCCAAUGGGCAUCCCCCGCUGGAGGACAGGACUAAGGGAGAGCGAGCGGAGAACGGAGGCUCCGUGCAGCUGGCCGGCCUGGAGCCGCAGCCGCUGAGCCCCGCUGCCUCAGAGAAACAGAAAGAGCUGGUCUGACCUGAGGGAACAACGUGGCUCUGGUACUGCUGACCCAUCCUAAGAACACAAUCUCUCAGGGACCUGAGCAGGUCGAAGCAUGAGAACAAGGGGAGAACUGGACAGAUGCUUAACUUAAUACGAAGGAAGAAUUCAGCCUUAGCCUCCACGGCCUUUGACAUUUAUGCAAACCUGGUGAGGACGCCUUUCCCCACCAAGUUAGGCAGUUUUCUUUUGCCUUUUUACUGAAGAAAAAAAAAUAAUAAUGGACACUCCCAGAGUCACCACUUCUCCAUCUCCGACCCUGUCUUGGCUUAGCGGAGGAGGGACAAAGGAUGGGAAGAGGGAGUGAUCUUCGCUGGCCCCAGAGCCGUCCCUCUAAAGAGGCGAGGGCCUGGCCCAGAGCUCCCUGGGAUUUUUGUUUUUCUUCUUUUCAGUUGAAAAAAGAUUUUCUUUUCUCUCUCUCCUCUCCCUCUCUUCCCCCUCCAAUUUCUGGGAGAAUUAGUCCUAUAAAUCAAGCACACAAUAGUAGUUUUGAAUCAAAAGCACUUUUCAGAGACGGCUGCCCGUCCAUCCAUCUUACAGGGCAGGUGGCCGGCCUUCUAUCCUGCUGGUCACCCUCAGCAGUGGGCCUGCCCCUCCUGGAGCACAAGGCUCCUGUUUACAUGGCAGCAGUUCUCACUCUGUCUGGGUCUCUGGCUAGCCUUCUCAGACUGGCAUGGGGGUCUGGGGUGCCCUAUUCCUUUGGGGGACAGGUGGUAGAGAUAGUAGUCCCUGGCCUUUGGACAAAGCACAAAAGGGAGGAGAGGGAUGAGCCUCCCUCUUGUUUCCCAACUUGGCUGCUCCCUUCAGGUGCUUCCAUCAGUAGUGGGGGAGGGGGGGUUGGUGCCAAUGUGACCCUAGUAGGCCAGGAGGAAGGGCUUGUCCCCCUCCCUUCUCAGGGCAUCAGAAGCUGACCGACGAGAAUGAAGAGAAAGGAUGUUGUGCUCCAUAGAUCUGGCUCUUCCCAGAUGCUGCUCUCCUCACUUCCUUGAGGCUAAGAUUCCCCACCACUCUUGGGGUUUCCCCCUUCCUCUCCUUUUCUAGGGAAGAGGGAAGGAGAUUUCAGCCCAGACACAGGUACUGGCUUUUUGGCUUCACCCACUUGCUCUCGAGGCUGUAGGCUGAACGGGGUGGAGAGGAGGGAUGCCUUUGGCAGUACGGUAUGACUCAUCUGUACGUAUUCUUUUCCUCCACCCCCUGCUCCAUUGUGUGGGGUUUUGCCCUCAGGAUCACCUCUUUGCACUGGAUGCUCAUUUGGGGGAUGGCAAAGGUGGGUCUGAUUGCAGUCAGUCUCCCAUGCCAAAGACAUCCUUGGACUAUUCUAAGAAUACAAAUACCUCCCUGGGCUGUCCUUUGGUCCCACUCUGUCACUUUGGCCAUCAGAGCAGUGGGAGAGCAUGGGAACAAUCUACGAUUUCAGAGUUAGGGGUGCCUUUCAACAACUUCAGAUUUCCCUUGAAUAGUCUGACCUAGAUCUCAUUGACCACAGGUUCCAUCGAAAUCCUCUUGAACCUGUUUUCAGGCUGGCAACUCUUUUCAGUGUAACCUGCGCUUUCAACAGAUUUGAAACCAUUUCAGAAGUGGUUUGGUUGGGGGGGUACUGAGGUAGAAGUGAAUGCACAUGGGACAGAGCAGAAGGGCUUUCCUAUACUGGAGGGAUGGUCCCUGUGAUUCUUUGCUUCACUGAGGCCUGGGUACCACCACCCAAACUAGGUAGCCAUUGGCCAACUCUUCCUUUAUUUUUUCCUUUGCCUGGCCCAGGGCUGUCAUCAUUUGGUCCUGGUGGUGUUUGCUGAGCUUGGCUAGGCUGGGGCCUCUUAAGGGGACUACUGAGGGAGGAGUCUGACUCCAUAUCAAUGUCCUUCUCAUCCUGUGGGUCAUCUGACCCCAACCUCUCUACUGGCUGUCACAGACAAAGAGUAAAGAGAGGAGUCUGUAACCACUGUACUGUGCCAAGCUCUGCUCACAUCCUCCACGUGAGCUUGAGGGGCAGUGGCUGACCUGCCUGCAGAACCGCUGGGGCUUGGGUGGGAGGGAGGGCUUUCUCCUGUUCAUUGUAAACUCAUGCCACCUGACCCUCCUUGCUCAGCUCUGUUACUGGAGUCCUGACCCUUCUGUAAGGGUCAGGCCUCUGAGAAUGCCCAGCUUUACCCACCCUUUCCUGUUGGGCAGAGCAUGGCAGUGGGGACCAAGAAGGGGGGAUGGAAAGGGAAGGGUGCAAGUCCCUGCCUUAUCCCCUUGGGGAACCAAGCUGGACCUAGCACUAACCAAGAGACCAAAAGCCUCUGAUUUUUAUUCUGUAGAAAUGUUAGAAAUAUAUAUAUAUUUCUUUAAACAUUGACCUCACUUUGAUUGUUAAAAAAGCCAAAAACAAAAAAAACAAAAACAACCCACCCCAAUACCCCUGAAGACCUCAAUUCCUUUACCUUGAAAAAGUCUGAGUGAGAUACAAUGAAAAAAACUCUGUAUGUUUUGGUUAAAAUAUGUUAAUUAUAUGAUUAAAGCUGAA